AUGUUGGAAGACACGGUUAUUGUCGCCGAGGUGGGACCAGGAGAAAGUAAGCGGCUGGAGCAGCUCGCUCACGCUCCUGAGCCUGAGCCAGCAACCGAGCCAGCAACCGAGCCAGGUCCCGAACCAGCACCCGAACCAGCACCCGAGCCAGCGCCUGAACCAAAGCCAAACUCGGCUGCAACGACAUUCAAGCCGACAAGUGAUGCUCCAGAGUUUUCAUGGUUAAAACCUCACCCGAUCUUUGUCAUCCUACUGGUCGGCCCGGAUGAGCAGCCCUUUGGAUUGCCGAAGGACUUCUUGUGUUUUCGAAGCGGCUAUUACAGAAGAUACUUUGCCGAGCACAAAGAUGAAGAGAAGCUGGAGCAUAUUGUCAGGCUUCCCGAUACGUCCGUGCAGGUAUUUGGACUGGCGCAAUAUUUUCUUUUUACAGGGGACGUUAUUGCCGACCUGAGAGCAACGCCGUCCUACGAAGCCCUGGUGAAUCUUUGGAACCUGGGAUACAAACUAGAGAUCGAGGGGUUGUGCGACCGGGCUCUGGAUGCAAUGACAGAAUGCAGGAAGAUUACAUCCCGAAUUCCUUCGACGCCGCUGCUGGUGCAAGUCUGGAAAGAAGCUCCCGAUGGCUCGGCAAUCAGGCAGCUUCUGCUCUCGUGGACGGCUGAGUAUAUGAGAUCAUCGGCCGCAAGGGCAGAAUUUGCCAAGUCGCUGCCGCAAGAGGUGCUGAGCGAGCUGGUCGUUGCCAUGAGCUCAUUCGAGCGCAACAGCCUCGGUGAUCGAUCCCAGGCGGCAGCGUCCCGGAAGAAUAUACACUAUCUGGAAGCGGCGGACGAUGAAGACGCUCUCACCGGUGCCAAGCGGAGCAGACGCGUGAUUGCUGUGCCGGCGCAGCCCGCGACCAUUGUGCGCGCCGACUCGGCAUCCUCCCCCAAGAACCGGACGCCGCUGCCCAAGCCGCCAAAGAGGCGCUCCGUGGCGGCCCUGCUCGAGGGCCGCACCUUUUCCACGGCGUCCAAGCUGGACUUUUGCGCGGACCUGCUGACGCGCAUGCUGUCGGGGCCGGGCUUCUGGACGCGCCUGGUUGGCCCGUUCCGCGACGCCGUCGAGCCGGAGGAGGACGGCGUGCCAGACUACCUGGAGAAGGUGAAGCGGCCGAUGGACCUGAUGACAAUCAAGGCCAAGAUGGACGCCAAGGCGUACAAGGACGACGAGGCGUUUGCGGCCGACGUGCGGCAAAUCUUUGAAAACUGCUUCACGUACUGGAAGGCGGGCCAGCCCAUGUACGAGGCCGGGGAGCGGCUGCAGCGGACGUUCGAGGACAAGUACUCUCACAUGAACAAGUGGAUUGCCAAAAUGGGAGGAGAUGAUGGGGAGUGA
This is a messenger RNA of Cordyceps militaris CM01, 1374 nucleotides long. RefSeq names its product transcription regulator BDF1, putative. Gene Ontology annotation, biological process: chromatin remodeling; regulation of DNA-templated transcription. Lineage: Eukaryota; Fungi; Ascomycota; Sordariomycetes; Hypocreales; Cordycipitaceae. The transcript has 2 exons. Gene Ontology annotation, cellular component: chromatin; nucleus. Bases 1 to 1374 code for a protein of 457 amino acids. The record is from RefSeq and is a predicted model, not a curated record.